Molecule: messenger RNA, 896 nt
Organism: Darwinula stevensoni
Lineage: Eukaryota; Metazoa; Arthropoda; Ostracoda; Podocopida; Darwinulidae
Source: the annotation of a GenBank genome assembly
UUUUUUCAUUUCAGUUGGAAUUAAUGACGUCAAAUAUGGGCGAUGCCCUUGCCAUUGGUAUCGAUCUAGGAACAACGUACUCUUGUGUUGGAGUAUACAAGAGUAACACAGUGGAUAUAAUCUUCAACGAUUGGGGUAACAGAACGACACCCUCAUACGUUGCCUUCACAGAAACAGAUCGUCUGAUUGGAGACCCUGCCAAGAAGGAAGCCGUCAAAAACUAUGCAAACACUAUAUUUGAUGUCAAGAGGCUAAUUGGCCGAACUUAUGAUGAACCCUCAGUUCAGAAUGACAUAAAGCAUUGGCCCUUCAAAGUCUUCAAUGCAAAGGGAAAACCUAUGAUUAGGGUAUCUUACAAGGGGGAAAAAAAGGAAUACCAUCCACAGCAGAUCAGCUCCAUGGUGCUGGUCAAAAUGAAGGAAAUUGCGGAAAACUUUCUUGGGCACGAGGUUAAAGACGCUGUUGUGACAGUACCUGCUUACUUCAAUGACUCCCAGCGCCAGGCUACCAUAAAUGCUGCAGAAAUUGCUGAAUUGAACGUACUACGCAUCAUCAAUGAGCCCACUGCUGCUGCCAUUGCAUAUGGUCUCAAGAAUAAAAUGAAGGGAAAGCGUCAAAUACUGGUUUACGAUCUCGGUGGCGGUACAUUUGAUGUGUCAAUCCUAACCAUUGAGGAUGAGGUAUACAAAGUGAAGGCGGUCGGUGGAAAUUCUCACCUGGGAGGUAAAGACUUCGAUAAUCGCAUGGUCGACUAUAUUGCCAAGAUGAAGACGGCAUUCAGAGAGUUAACUGGAUGUGCUGGGAUCGGUGGUGUAGUAGAAGCAUCGCUGACUGCCAAGCAGAAGAUCCGGGUUCAAUUCCUGGGCUUCCUUUUGGCUUUUAUUGCCUUCCAUGUC